Molecule: messenger RNA, 3257 nt
Organism: Odontomachus brunneus
Lineage: Eukaryota; Metazoa; Arthropoda; Insecta; Hymenoptera; Formicidae
Gene: Pof
Exons: 6
Coding region: 681-2804 (707 amino acids)
Molecular function (GO): RNA binding
Source: RefSeq, a predicted model, not a curated record
GAUCGUGAAUAUCGCGCGAGUCGCGCGUAAGUGAAAGUUCGAAUCGACGUUCGAUCCGCGUGCGCGAUAAAAACGCGGUGUGUUUCAGGCCGUCGAGGGGAACGUCGUCAGUGUCGUAUCUUGUGGUCGGCCUUGCGAUGCGAUGAUAAAAUCACCGGCGGAGGACGUGCGCGCGUCCGCGUUCCGUGCGUACACGAACGUAUCGCCGGGGCUCCAUUAUCCGUCGCGAAUGUCCGUCCGUGACGGUUCGGUCCUCGCAUCUCGCGACUCAUGGUCGAAGCCCGCUCGCUUCGAUCUCGCGAUACAUAGUUGCGUCCGCGUUGUGUCGAGCACGAAUGUUGCACACGACGUGGCGUGUCGUGCAGAUCGAUAGCUUGAAAAAGAAAGGAACGCAGGCUAUCCGGAGUGCGAACGGCGCGAUGCAACGCGACCAACGUGCGGAACGACAAAUUGCAUAACGCGCUAAUUCCGCGAGAUCGCCGCGGCGUGCGGGGUCAGGGUCGUUCUUGUUUAUUUAUUUCCUGCAAAAAUUGUCGCGCGGGGUUGGUAUCCCUGGUGUUUCUCGCAGUACGUUCUACCUAUGCUCAUCGCUCGCUCACGCCUGUACAAUGUGUUUACGUUGUAACUCUGGAAACGCUGCUUCCAUGUAAGAUCGCACUACGCCGAUACGUGUCUGCAAUAUGAAGCGCACGUUGAAGCUGAAGGUAGCCGAAGAAGACAGUGAAAGCAAACGGACUUUUGUCAAACAAGAAUCAAUGAACUACAAUUUCGAAGCUUCUUCGUACGCUAACUACUCGUCAUCGAGUACUUCGCCUUCCACUAUCGCUCAGCCCCUACCAGGACAACCACCUUUGCCUGCGAUGCCACCUCCUAGUGGAGUCCCACCCCAGCCCCAUGUAUUUGGACCAGUGCCUUCCCAAGUCACUCCCAUUUCAACCUGGACACAUACUCCUUGGCAUUGGCUAGCCACACAAACAUCUCCUUUGCCAUCACCAACUCCACGCGAGAUCACUAAUACGUUUCAAAGAGAGAUGCCUCUACGAGGUAACUACAUACGACGUGAAAGAUUCUCUCACAAUAGAAAUUACAUGUAUGGUCAGAGAAAUAAUUUUCAUCGUAAAAAUAGAAGGCCAGCACGGGUCGGGCAGUCACAGGGUCAGUUUGAACAAACCGCAUACUUUAACCCAACAUUGGCGAGUGGUCUUGGUUUAGAAUGGCAAAGAAAUAAUUAUACCACAACAGCAAAUGAUGUUAUAAUAAACCAUAUGACUGUUCCUCUACCCAAUCAUCCUAUACCUCCUCUCCCAACAGGAAUCGUAACCAGCAGGCAUGGUGAGGAAACUGAGGACCAAGAUGAAAAAAUUGUACCGGAGGAAGUUGUAGUGAAGAAGAAUAAGCAGAGAAAACCGAUGUCCCAGAGUUAUCCAAGUAGACCUUGGAACAGAGAAGACGCGGAGAGAGCCCUUAAGACUGAAAAUGAAUACAAUAAGACAAUUAAAGCACAAAGCUUAAUCAUUAAAUUCCCUGAUCCAGAUCUGAAUAAGGAUAUUGUUAGAUUAUUUCAUCCUGGCAUACAAAACAUACAUUUUCAAAGUCCGAGUGGACCAAGAUAUUGUUUCAUCCAGAUGGCAGAGAAUGUAAAUAUAGACGAUGCUAUAAAAGAGUUGGAAAAAAUUCAGUUUGGCACAGGACACUUAAAAGUCGAGAGGAAAUCGUUGAGAGACGAAGAUAACCCAAUGCCUGAGGAAAUAGAUCCUUACACUUUAUACAUAGGAAAUUUGCCCGAGUCUGUUAAUGUAAACGAAGUAAAAAGUAAAUUUCCAACAGCUGCACGAGUAGAUGUAGGGUAUGCGCAAAAAAUGAGAAAUACUCGAUAUGCUUUUAUAAGGUAUAACAGUGUAGACGAAUCGAUAUCAGCUUACAAACAAGCGCAUGACCUAAUGUGGGAUACGAGAAGUAUUAUUGUUAGAUUUAGACGGCAACGAGGUAACACUUGUCUUCCUGGCGAACCUAAACCUAACGUUAAGAAAGUUAAAGAGGAAUUUAAGAAAGUUAAAGAAGAGUUUAAGAAAAUUAAAGAGGAACUCAGUAACGCCGCGCAAGUGAAAAAGGAACAGAAGGCGAAUCAUGUUGAGCCUAAAUCUGGCGUUAAAAAAGCGAAGGAAGACGGAAAUCAAGUGAAGAAAGAGGAUAAAAUCAAUUACACAGACAAAUCGUCGACAAAUCAAGAGACAGAUGCAGAGGCGCGAUUGCAGGAUAACUCCAACAAUGCACAAAGUAGUAAACCAGCAUCGCAAGCUCCAGAACAAAAUGCGAAUUCUCAUUCGUCCACAUUACCAACUUCGAUUACGUCAGCUAAAACAGUGCAGGAGCAACAACAACAACCUUGGACUUCGCAACCUCCUCAGAUACCUUCAGCGUCAGAAGCCCCACCACCAAUUCCAACGGAGGCAGAAGCCAUCGAGGAAACAAUAAUGCUUACUGAAAUCAAAGAGGAACCCGUAGAUUACGAUGAAAUGGAUGUGUCGUGUAACAUGCAAUCAGAUGAGGAUGACGACGAUGACGAUGAUGAUGAUGACGAUGACGACGAUGACGAUGAAGAGCUGGAUGACACUGAUGAUGAUGAAGACUUUGAACAGGAUGACGAAGACGAAGAUAUCGACGAUGAUGGAAAUAUAACGUUCAGUGAUAAGCUACAGGAUAAAGUAUCACAGGAUGAUAAAGAAGAAACAACCGAUCGUCUCGAUGAGAUGUUCAGUGAAUUAGAAAAUAUGACCGGCGAUAUCGGUUUCUUGAAAAAUUGAAAAAAUUACCAUUUUAAUAUUCGUAAUCACGCCGCCCUUAAAAAAUUGUUUCAUACUUAAUGUGUACAUAUUAGUUGUAGCUACAUAACGAAUAAGACUGCAUGUAUUUAAAUAUGAUAGUGUAAGCAUUAUUCUAUCUAAAGCUCCUGUUUGCAAUUUAUCUUACUGCAGUCAAAUUGAAUUAUGACGUUAAAAAACGAGAAAUCACGUAGUUUUUUUUCUCGAAUUGUGUAUCGAGAUAUAUUUUUUUUGCAUGCCAUUUUUACCCCCGCGUUAAAUAAUAUAAAUUAGUCAAAUAUACUGACAUUUUCUCUGAUUCAUGUAGUAAUAAAUAGCUGUAAAUCUUGUACAAAUAUUAUGGUCUAUUUUCGUUGAAGAUAUAUAGAACAUACAUAGAUUGAACAGUACAUGCAUUUAUUAACACGGGAUAACAAAAGCUAAAAUGUCUUUUAU